CUUGUUUAAUAUCAGUAGUAUUUUUAGGUUUAAUUGAUUAGAUAUCAGUGUUUUAGUGUUUUUUUAGAGUAGGAUAUUUUUGUUUUAAUAAUGGAACAGGAAAAAAAAUUGCAGUCAAUAGUUUUUAAAUAUCCAUUGAAUAAAGACACUUCUGUAUGUAGUGGAGAAUUCCAAGAAACUGUUCAAAUUCCAUGUCAGGAAAAUCCGGAAGAAAUUUUCGAAAAAAUAUUUUGUGAAACUAAAGUUUCUCCUCGUGUAAAAAUAGCUGCGAUGAAGCAUUUUCUGAAGUUUAUUCAAGAAAAUAAUGAAAAAUAUUAUGAUGAGAAAUCAGAAAAAUAUAUUUCAGCAUUUAAUCCUGGAGAUUCGACAUUAACCAAAGUCCUGGACCUUUGGGAGCCUUUAUAUUCAAAGAACAGUACACUCUGUGAAAGUGGUAGUAUUCUUACUGAUGAUUCAGAGCUCUUUUCUACUGUUUACCAUAAACUUGUACAUUCUCCUGCUUUGGAAACUAUUUUAAAAGUUGAACAUGCAUAUUCUCUUCUUACCCAAGAAUUAAUUUAUGCUAGAGAUCAAGAUUUGGCAGAACUUUCAACCAAGCAGACAAAAGAAAUGUCUAAAGCUGUUGAAGGUCUCAGCUUAGGACUCACUGAAGCUGACAUUACUGCUAUAGCCAACCGCCAUCUUGAAGAACAUGGUAUGCAAAUAGCUAGUUGGCAGAGCAAGCUUGCAGGAUUACAUGAAAGUCAAAGGACAUCAUAUAGGGAAUGGCUUAUGUCUUUACUGGAACAAAGUUAUGAUGAUAAUGUACCUUUGACACCGAAUACUCCUUCAAUUACGCAAGGCCGAGGAAAUAUUUUAAAUCCUGAAACACAACUAUUGCCUUUACUACAAGAAAGCUUUACUAUCCAUUUGGGUUCACAGAUGAAACAAAUGUAUAACAUUCGAAUUCUCGCUGCAGAUGUUCUUGAUUUUUGUAAACUAAGGUUACCAUCAGAAGAGGAUAUGGAACCUCAACCUCAAAGGCUCCAAACAUCUCUUGGCCUUUACUCAAGUGAUCUGUGCGGUUUAGUACUUUUAUCUGACAAUCAUCUUGGAGGAUUUUCUGGGAUUACAAAAGAUUUCAUUAGAGAAUGUGAAACAUCAACUGAACUGCAUUUUAACAGUGCUGAGGAGCAGAUUGAUAGUAUUCGUGAGUCAGUAAAAGCUGGCAUAGAAUGGCGAAGGUGUAACAAAGUUUUAGAUUCUAAUAUUCUUACUUCAAUGGAACAGCAGUUGCGAAAAAGUAGUACACGAUACUUGCAAACAGGAGACGUUUUUAUUACUAAGCACUCUAAUUUAUCUGAAGUUCAUGUGGUUUAUCAUAUAGUUGUGGAUGAUACAGUUAAAUCAGAUGACAUAACAUCGCGGCAUCCUGUGAUACUUGGUUUACGCAAUAUUAUGAAAUCUGCUUGUUCAUAUGAUGUUACCACCCUCACAUUGCCUGUUCUUUUAACUCAUGAAAUAAAUAAUGAUAUGACUCCAGCAUGGUAUACAAGAAGAGCUGAAUUGAUUUACAAAUGUAUUAAAGGAUUUAUGAUUGAAAUGGCAAGUUGGGGUGGCUCAGAAUUGAAAAAUUUACAGUUGCUGUUACCUAAGGGUCUUAAUGAAGAAAUAUUUAAUUCACUGGCCAGUAUGUUACCUUGUAUUUUUCGAUUAUCGAAUCCGUUAAUUCUUCAAGCCAAUUCAAAUAAUAAAUAAUAAAUUUAUGGUACAAUUGAUGAUAAUAUGGUUGAUUUAUUUAAAAUUAAUAUAAUUGGUUCGAGAUUUUUUUUUACGUAAUUUACGUUUAAAUAAUUUCUCAUUUAAUUGAUUUGUAAUGGAUAACUAUUUUCAGUACAAUUUUCAAUAUUUCUGAUGCAAGUAUAAUUGACAUUGAUGAUUUAAG
Molecule: messenger RNA, 1924 nt
Organism: Nezara viridula (southern green stink bug)
Lineage: Eukaryota; Metazoa; Arthropoda; Insecta; Hemiptera; Pentatomidae
Source: the annotation of a GenBank genome assembly